Cucumis sativus (cucumber) is the source of this 1910-nucleotide messenger RNA. Its product is annotated as auxin transporter-like protein 3. The record is from RefSeq and is a predicted model, not a curated record. The transcript is spliced from 8 exons. Gene Ontology annotation, cellular component: plasma membrane. The coding region runs from base 162 to 1562 and encodes 466 amino acids. Lineage: Eukaryota; Viridiplantae; Streptophyta; Magnoliopsida; Cucurbitales; Cucurbitaceae.
UCUUUUCAAACUUACUACUACCAGUACUAAUAAUUAAAAACAGUUAACUAACAUUAAUCUUAGUAAUGUAUUGAAGUGCAAAAACAGAGUGUGUCUCUCCCUCCUGUCUAUUUAAAGAUUCCAAAUCCAACCAUUGCUUCCUCCCACCUUACCCAUACGCCAUGGCUUCCGAGAAAGUUGAAACUGUAAUUGCCGGAAAUUAUGUUGAAAUGGAGAGAGAAGAAGGAGAUUCUUCAAAACCCACUAAGGGCAAACUCUCUACCCUCUUCUGGCAUGGCGGUUCUGUUUAUGAUGCAUGGUUUAGUUGUGCUUCUAAUCAGGUUGCUCAAGUGCUUCUUACACUUCCAUAUUCAUUUUCACAACUGGGGAUGCUUUCUGGGAUUCUCUUCCAACUCUUCUAUGGUCUAAUGGGAAGUUGGACUGCGUAUCUUAUUAGUGUUCUUUACGUUGAAUACAGAACUAGAAAGGAAAGAGAGAAGGUUGAUUUCAGAAACCAUGUCAUUCAGUGGUUUGAAGUUCUUGAUGGGUUGCUGGGGAAACACUGGAGAAAUGCUGGCUUGUUUUUCAACUGUACUUUUCUCCUUUUUGGAUCUGUGAUUCAACUGAUAGCUUGUGCGAGUAACAUAUAUUACAUAAACGACAAUUUGGACAAGAGAACUUGGACUUAUAUCUUUGGCGCUUGCUGUGCUACCACUGUCUUCAUACCUUCUUUCCACAAUUACAGAAUUUGGUCCUUCCUUGGCCUCAUGAUGACAACCUAUACUGCUUGGUAUAUGACCGUUGCUUCCCUUAUCCACGGACAGGCCGAGGGAGUGAAGCACUCAGGACCUGCUAAAAUGGUUCUGUACUUCACUGGGGCUACCAACAUUCUUUACACCUUUGGAGGACAUGCUGUAACAGUGGAGAUUAUGCAUGCCAUGUGGAAGCCACAGAAAUUCAAGCUUAUUUACUUGAUGGCAACUCUCUAUGUUCUUACAUUGACUUUGCCAUCAGCUUCUGCUGUUUACUGGGCUUUUGGGGAUGACCUCUUGACCCAUUCAAAUGCUUUUGCUUUGCUUCCUAGAAAUGGCUUCAGAGACACUGCUGUCAUCCUCAUGCUCAUCCACCAGUUUAUAACAUUUGGGUUUGCCUGCACACCUCUCUACUUUGUCUGGGAGAAAUUCAUAGGGGUGCAUGAGACGAAUAGCUUGAUCAAGAGAGCUCUCGCCCGACUACCUGUAGUGAUACCGAUAUGGUUUUUGGCAAUCAUUUUCCCCUUCUUUGGACCGAUCAACUCGACAGUCGGAUCCCUUCUUGUCAGCUUCACCGUCUACAUAAUACCUGCUUUAGCUCACAUGGUCACAUUUGCUUCACCAUCAGCCAGAGAGAAUGCAGUGGAAAGAGCUCCAUCAUUGUUGGGAGGUUGGGCAGGGCUGUACUCAGUGAACAUAUUUGUGGUGGGAUGGGUUUUGGUUGUGGGAUUUGGAUUUGGAGGUUGGGCAAGCAUGCUUAACUUCAUACAUCAAGUUGACACUUUUGGGUUAUUCACUAAGUGCUACCAAUGCCCUCCUCAUAAGCAUUGAGUUUAACAACUCAAAGACACAACAGAUCAAAUCACUCGAAUUUAAAACAAAGACAGGGACUGAGAGACUGAGAUAAAAAGUAACAUAAAUAUGUUUGUGUGUAAAGAGAUUGGCAAUCCCUUUUUUUCUUUUUUAAUCUUUUUUCUUUUCCUUCUUUACCUUUUCCAUGUAUUGGUGGUGAUGGGUUUUAAGAGAAGGUGCGAUGGCAAUGUUGGCCACCCCUAUACAGACCCCCAGUUGAGUUUGUAACUGGUGAGUCCUCCUCUAGCUUUUCUUUCUUUCUUUUCUUAUAUUAAGAAAUCUGUCAAGUCUUUCUCUUUAUGAAUGAGAUUAUUCUAUUCAACAUUA